This is a messenger RNA of Mauremys mutica (yellowpond turtle), 2119 nucleotides long. It is a transcript of the gene TMEM237, whose product is annotated as transmembrane protein 237. The transcript is spliced from 13 exons. Gene Ontology annotation, cellular component: ciliary transition zone. Gene Ontology annotation, biological process: cilium assembly. The record is from RefSeq and is a predicted model, not a curated record. Bases 394 to 1620 code for a protein of 408 amino acids. Lineage: Eukaryota; Metazoa; Chordata; Testudines; Geoemydidae.
UGGGUUUGAGCAAGUCUCUCUUAUUGUCUUGGUUUCCUUAUCCUUAUAAUAAAUAUGCUUGUAUCACAGGGUUUUUGAAAUCAAUGUACUGUGUUUUGAAGAUGUAAAGAGCUAUAAAAAUAAUGGUCUAAACCUCAGGACUUGCAGUAGCUACACUCCCCAGAACCACUUGUUUAAAUCCUGACAGUACUGACUUAGCCUGUUAUGUUUCUGUGGCAAAUAAAUUCAGUUCAGUGCAAUUUAGCCUGGGUCACUUUUGGAUGUGAUCUUUAAAACCAAGAUCCUGUCUGCUCUGUAUUCCUGCUUAGAAAAUAAAGAUACUUCUUUCCGCACUCUCUUGGAACAGUAUUUGCACACUCAAAUACUGAGUUUCAGCAGUCCUGCCCAUAUAUAAUGUGUGGAGCACUUUGGGAUCCUUUGGCAUGGAAGGUGCUCUAUAAACAGAAAAUGUGCCCACCCCGUGCCCUUCCCCCAGUUCCAAGUGGAAGCCAAGAUGAAAUUCCACUUAGUCGUCCGAAAAGAAAGAAGCCCAAAGGAAAAAAUGCACUGGAGGGUAUUGUUCAUGCAGCUGUCCGUCGGCCAUCUGAGAGUAGCGAGCCUCUAACUCCUGAGGUUCAGGAUGCUCCACCUCAGAGGAAACGCAAGAAGAAGAGAAUGCUUCCUGAAUCUGAGACCUCUUUCAUCCAGCAGAAUGUGCCCAACACAUCCUUUUUUCAAACUGGAAAUGGCAUGGAUCCCCAGCCCUCUGAAGAAACAGUGAUUCGUAAACAUCGAAAAAAAACAAAGAAGACUCGGCCAGCAGAAAUGCAGUGUUCCAAUGAACUGGGAGUGGAGGAAGAGGACAUUAUUGAAGAUGAACAAACAAAAAGUCCAGAUCAGCAACCUGUGUUUGCUGCUCCCACUGGUGCUAGCCAGCCUGUGAGCAAAGUGUUUGUUGAAAAAAAUCGGCGUUUCCAGGCAGCUGACCGCACAGAAUUGGUUAAAACCACAGAAAACAUUGAUGUAUUUAUGGAUGUAAAGGCUUUAUGGACCACCAGGGAUGUGGCACUCUCAGUGCACCGUGGUUUCAGGGUGAUUGGACUCUUUACUCAUGGCUUCCUUGCUGGCUAUGCUGUGUGGAACAUUAUUGUAAUAUACAUUCUAGCAGGAAACCAGCUAUCCACUCUCUCAAACCUGCUACAGCAGUACAAGGCCUUAGCAUAUCCUGCCCAGAGUUUCCUUUACUUGUUGUUGGCUAUCAGCACAGUUUCAGCCUUUGACAGGAUUGACUUGGCUAAAGCAUCAGUAGCCGUGCGAGGCUUCCUGACCCUGGAUCCAGCAGCCAUAGCCUCUUUCUUAUACUUUGUUGCUCUCAUCUUGUCUCUGAGCCAGCAGAUGACAAGUGACAGAAUCAACCUCUAUACACCACCUUCGGAGAAUGGGAGCCUCUGGACCGCAGGUGCAGAGGAACAGAUUCUUCAGCCAUGGAUUGUGGUGAAUCUGGUGGUAGCUCUUCUAGUUGGGCUAUCCUGGCUCUUCUUAUCUUAUCGACCAGAGCUAGAUCACAGUGAAGAACUGAUGUUUCAUACUGAAGUAGAAGAAUUUCCUCAGCUGGAUAAAGGCCUCAAUGUCCAGUCGUAGUGCAGAAAAUGCAUCUUCAAAUACUGUAGCUGAGACUGAGGACUUAGCACUUAUACAUGUUUUGUACCUGUAUAUAAUGCUUUUCUACAAAACAAAAUUUGUAUUUUUGUAUAUUUUUAUAUGUACUUGUUUCUGAUGGGUCUUUUAUUUUAAUUAUGCUAUUUUAAAAAAUUCCAAAGAUUUUUGAAUAUAGGAGUAUAAAACAUUUUAUAUUUUUUUUUCUGAUAAAGUGAGUCUUUUCUGGUAGAUAAACUCAAAACUAGUUUGGUAAACAUCACUACCUACCUAGCAUGGGAAGAAGACUGAUGGGAUACAAAAGAUCAAGUGGGCAAAUGCUUUUGUGAGUAGCAUUUUUUUUAUCCUCAACCAGUUGCAUUUGGGUGUUGAUGCUAAUGUCAGCUCAUCUGAUUAGGACAUAUUACUUGGUUAAAUAUUUGUAAAGAUUAAAACACAAGUCAUCUUACGAAAAAGUAGUAGAAUAAAAGUUAUUUUAACAGAA